Heterocephalus glaber (naked mole-rat) is the source of this 2113-nucleotide messenger RNA. It is a transcript of the gene Pgpep1, whose product is annotated as pyroglutamyl-peptidase I. Gene Ontology annotation, molecular function: pyroglutamyl-peptidase activity. Gene Ontology annotation, cellular component: cytosol. The record is from RefSeq and is a predicted model, not a curated record. Gene Ontology annotation, biological process: proteolysis. NCBI's taxonomy places the organism in Eukaryota, Metazoa, Chordata, Mammalia, Rodentia, Bathyergidae.
GCCCCUGGGGCUGCGCCCCGCGGGGUCCCCGUCCCGGCCAGACUUUCGAGGAGCUGUCCGUGCGCCACCGCCUCCGGGACUUGGCCAACUUCCGCAGGCCUCGGUGUCACCUGCAGUCCCUGGGCCAAGGAGCGGCCCAACAGGUGCCUGCGCCCGAAGGCUGGGCUGGGCCGCUGGGAUCCCCGACCGGGGGCCCCCACCGAGCCGGUGUGCAGGGGAGGAGCCCGGGCCUCCCGCACCUUCCAGAGAGGACAGUUUGUGAGUGGCCCUCCUUGCUGGCCCCGAGCCGUGUCCCUUCUACAACUCCGACUAAGUGGGCUUCUCAACCCAGAAUGGACCCCCUUUCCGGCGGCUUAUUUGUGGUACUUCAUUUAUCCCACAGUACUGGGGAGUGGAACCCCCUAGGGCAGGCAAGGCUCCUGCUCACCAAGCUACUGCCCACCUCCUUUUAUUUUUCAUUCUGGGACAAGGUCUCUCUAAGCUGCCCAGGCUGGCCUCACACAUGCAAUGCUCCUGACUCAGCCUCCUGAGUAGCAGGGAUGACAGGCGUGCAGCACCACCCUCGGAGAUGUCUGUAUUUCAGCCUGGAUAACCUCCCACAAGGGUCGAGCUGGCGGCUCUUCUAGCUUCUUGCGUCCAGACCUUGGCUACCUGCCUCAUCUCUCUGUGGCUUCUGGUCCCAGUGCUGCACACGGCCAGGAAACACUGCCCGGCAAGGGGAUGCCUGAGGCUGAGUGCCACAGUGCUCCAAGGGUGGCUGUCUGAGUUUCAGGGACCUGAGCCUCAGCAGCCCGUGGGCCAUUCCUCACCGAGGGUUCGGCCCUUUUGGGGAGCACACCGUGAAUGCCAGCUGGAUCGCAGUCCAGGAGCUGGAGAAGCUGGGGCUGGGGGACCGCGUGGAUCUGCACGUGUACGAGAUCCCGGUGGAGUACCAGACCGUGCAGAGGCUCAUCCCCGCCCUCUGGGAGAAGCACAGUCCACAGCUGGUGGUGCAUGUUGGGGUAUCAGGCAUGGCAACCACGGUCACACUGGAGAAAUGUGGGCACAACAAGGGCUACAAGGGACUGGACAACUGCCGCUUCUGCCCUGGCUCCCAGUGCUGUGUGGAGGACGGGCCAGAAAGCAUUGACUCCAUCAUCGACAUGGAUGCCGUCUGCAAGAGGGUCACCACCCUGGGGCUGGAUGUGUCAGUGACCAUCUCGCAGGAUGCUGGCAGGUACCUCUGUGACUUCACCUACUAUACCUCUCUGUACCAGAGCCACGGGCGCUCGGCUUUCGUCCACGUGCCCCCGCUGGGCAAGCCCUACAACGCAGACCAGCUGGGCAGGGCGCUGCGGGCCAUCAUUGAGGAGAUGCUGGACGUCCUGGAGCAGUCGGACGGCCAAAUCAGCUGUUGCCACGAACACUGAGGCCCUCAGGCCACCGUGACCUGGUCUGUGGGGACCCCUGCCCCAAGCCUGGUGGGGAGGACAAGCCCGCCGCUGCGGAUCCGACUUUCCACCUCCUCCUCCUCCUCAGCAAACGCACUGGCUGACAUGAAGGAAGUGGCCGAAGACUUUCCCGUUUCCCAGUGUCUGCGGGGACGGCAGCUGCUGCAGCCAGGAGGCCAGCAGGCCUGGAUUGGCACAGGUCUGCCCGGUGGUGCCACAACCGGGGGCACCCAGAAUCUGCUUUUUCAAGUUUGCUGGUGAAAGAGCCCCAGAGUCGCUCUGUCCCUGACUGCUCUGAUUUGAACGUUGCAUCAAGAACCUGGUCCCUAAAACAUGUCCCCAAAGAGGGACAGCCUCAGAUGGGGCCAGCUUCUGGAUAUGGCUGGUUUUCCCUUUCCUUUCCAUUUUUUCUCUCUUUGUUUUGUUUUUUGGUUGUGUUUUGAGAGUCUCAGAACCCAGGCUGGCCUCAAAUUCACAGUGAUCCUCCUGCCUCAGCCUCCCAAGUGCUGGGACUAGAGGUGUGUGCCACCACACCUGGCUCUUUGGCUUUGCUUUUCUUUUCCCUUUCUCCUUUGUUUUUCCUCUCUCAAAGCAAUAGUGCUAUUUCUGGAACACAGUAAUUUAUAUUCCCUUUGGUUAAAACAUUGGCUUUAGCCAACAACAAAAGUGUCUUUUUCCUACGA